This is a messenger RNA of Entelurus aequoreus (snake pipefish), 3186 nucleotides long. It is a transcript of the gene adam15, whose product is annotated as ADAM metallopeptidase domain 15. Gene Ontology annotation, biological process: proteolysis; integrin-mediated signaling pathway; innate immune response. The transcript is spliced from 24 exons. Bases 220 to 3003 code for a protein of 927 amino acids. NCBI's taxonomy places the organism in Eukaryota, Metazoa, Chordata, Actinopteri, Syngnathiformes, Syngnathidae. Gene Ontology annotation, molecular function: metalloendopeptidase activity; integrin binding. The record is from RefSeq and is a predicted model, not a curated record.
AACUCAGUCUAUGACGUCACAGGUAGUUGUCCUUAUAAACAUUAGCCGCUCCCGCUGGGCGACGAGUCCCCUGUGCCCGCAAAGUAUUCGGCGGAACCGAGCCGACCCGGAAAUGUCUCCUCGGUCGACUGGACAAGCUUCGGGGAGAAAGAGCGGAUGUUAGCGAUGGACCGCUGGUUCUGUUCGGACUCUAUCAAGUAACGGGCGGACCGCGCCGACAUGAGAACACUUUUGGCGCCGCCGCUGCUGCUGUUGCUGCUCGGCACGCGCGCUGCCUUCACGGCCGCCAGGUCCUUGAACGCAGCACGGCACCUUCGCGUGGACCGAACCGAGUCAGAGAGAGACCUAAAGUGGUGGCGGUCCACCCUUGUGGAGAGGACAAGUCCCUUCGUGAUGGUGGAUGGGCAGAGGCGGAGCCUGGCAGAGGCGCUGCAGGCCGGUCACCCAGAGCGACUGCAGUGUGGCUUGGAAGUCCGAGGUCAGCUGCUCCUUCUGGACCUGGAGAAGAACCGCGACUUCCUGCCCAACGCGCCAAACAUCUUCUUCUACCUGCCAAACGGCACAGGCGUGUCCGCGACGGACGACCCCGUGACGCACUGUUAUUACCAUGGCAACGUGCGAGGGUUUCCUCGCUCCAGAGUGGCACUGAGCACCUGCCUGGGUCUCCGCGGCGUCAUCGCCAUCAACGCCACUCUGAGUUUUGAGCUGCGGCCGCAAGAGCUCCGCCCCUUCAAGCAGGACGUGGCGAGCGAAGGGGAUGAAGGAGAUGGAGACCACCUGCUGUACUCUACUGCUCACGUGGAGGGGGGGGCAGCGAGGGGGUGCGGGGUCUCGGUGGGCCCAGCACCCCCUCCCCUUCAGCACAGCAGUGUGGGACGCAGCAAGCGAGACAUCCUGUCGGAGACCAAGUACAUAGAACUGGUGCUGGUUGUGGACCACCAUGAGUUCAUCAACUACCAGAAGAACAACAGGACCAUCAUCUACCGCAUGCUGGACGUGGCCAACCAGGUGGACUGGUUCUACCGUCCUCUGAACGUGCGCGUGGCGUUGAUGGGUUUGGAGAUCUGGAGCGACAGCGACAAGAUCCGUGUGGAGAAGAACCCUACCGACACACUCAACAACUUUCUGGAGUGGCGGACCAGAGAGCUGCUUCCCCGCCUCCGCCACGACAACGCCCAGCUCGUCAUGGGCAGCGCCUUGGACGGCACCACGGUGGGCAUGGCGUCGCAGUCGUCCAUGUGCUCCAGAGACCGGUCGGGAGGGGUCAACGUGGAUCACCUGGUCAGCGUUCUGGGCGUGGCCUCCACGGUGGCCCACGAGCUGGGGCACAACCUUGGCAUGAGUCACGACACGGCCGAACGCCACUGCUCCUGCCGCAACGACGCCCGGCUGGGGGGCUGCAUCAUGGAGCCCUCGACCGGGUUCAUGCCCGGGCAGCAAUUCAGCAGCUGCAGCGCGUCCGACCUGUCCGUCAGCCUGCUGCACGGCGGCGGCAUGUGCUUGUUCAACGUGCCGCACCCAGAUCGCCUCGUGGGCGGACCCCGCUGUGGGAACCUGUAUGUGGAGCGUGGCGAGGAGUGCGACUGCGGCCUGAUGCAGGAGUGCCAGGACCCCUGUUGUAACGCGUCCACCUGUCUGCUGCGUCCUGGAGCUCAGUGCUCGUCCGACGGCGUCUGCUGCCACGACUGCCAGCUGCGGGCGGCGGGCUCCGUGUGCCGAGAGCCAAUCGGAGAGUGCGACUUGCCCGAGUUCUGCACGGGCUCCUCCCCCCAUUGCCCCCCCAAUGUCUUCCUGCAGAACGGCGAGACCUGCGAGGACGGCGCAUCCUUCUGUUACGGCGGCGUGUGUGCGAGCAUGCGGGCGCAGUGCCAGACGCUGUGGGGACCCGACGCCAGCAGCGCACCCACCGUUUGUUUCUCGUCGGUCAACAAACAAGGAAGCAAGUUCGGAAACUGCGGACAGAUGACCAACGGCUCCCACGCCCCCUGCGGGUCGGCUGACGUGCACUGCGGCAGGAUCCAGUGUCAGGGCGGGAGGGAGCGCCCCCUGCUGGGCACCAACGCCGAGAUCCUCACCACCACCGUGCGCUUCAACCACAGCGACCUGGUGUGUCGCGGCACCUUCUUCCACCUGGGAAACGACGUGUCCGACCCCGCCUUCGUGGCGGAAGGCUCCGCCUGUGGCCGCGGGAAGGCCUGUCUGGACCACAAGUGUCGGGACGCGUCCGUCUUUGGCGUGGACGAGUGCCGCAGGAAGUGCAACAGUCACGGCGUGUGCAACAGCAACAACAACUGCCAUUGCCAGGAGGGCUGGGCGCCGCCCGAUUGCGCCAGCGCCGGGCACGGGGGCAGCGUGGACAGCGGACCCGCGCACGCCGUCGCAGAGUCCGAUCCAGUCCGAGUCGCCAUGCUGGUCCUCUUCCUCUUCAUCCUGCCCACGGUCCUUCUCCUCCUUGCGCUACGCUUCGCCCGCGCCCGUGGACUUUGGUCACGUUUGCGAGUCCACAAGCUGUUUUCUAAAUCCACACAACACAACCGGACGCCAGCGACAGAGCGACAGAACGACGCGGACGUCGAGCAGGUGCGUCCGCUGAGAUACCAUGGCGACACGCUGACUGACAUUCCCGAGGCUCCGCCCCUCAUCCAGGUUUAUGACAGACCUGCUCCUCCCACUAAGCCACUCCCCUCGACCCCCGUAUUAACCCCCCCGCAGCCGCUAGUGAACCGGCCAGCUGCGCCCAAUAAGCCACUCCCCCCCAACCCUGUCUCACCUGGACAGGUAAAACACCUGUUGGGCAUUUGGCUAAGGUGUCGGACGCUCCGCCCAAACCAGCACUGCCCAAAAAGCCCUCGGAGGUCCCGCCCCUCCCCCACAGAGCAGCACUUGGCGCCAACGCACCGCCAGCCCAACGCUCUGCAGCGCUCGCUAACAGCCGACGCCCUCUUCCUCCAACACGACCCCGAGUCCCGCCCAGACCGCCCCCUGCUGCCAGCGGUGGUGUAGUGCCUUUCUCUCACCGGCCUGGAAUCUUUUAAACGCGGGAAGUUUUUUUUUUAUUUUUUUAGUCCAGACGACUGGGAGCCACGCCCACUUCCUGUCCAGAGGCGGGAAAAGGAAAAAGAGGGACGAUCUGGGGGUGACGAUGUCACUUUAUACUGCUUGACAAAAUAAAGUCAUGUGAUUACA